Messenger RNA from Calypte anna (Anna's hummingbird), 1579 nucleotides. RefSeq names its product membrane bound O-acyltransferase domain containing 1 (gene MBOAT1). Bases 1 to 1497 code for a protein of 498 amino acids. Lineage: Eukaryota; Metazoa; Chordata; Aves; Apodiformes; Trochilidae. The transcript has 14 exons. The record is from RefSeq and is a predicted model, not a curated record. Gene Ontology annotation, molecular function: acyltransferase activity. Gene Ontology annotation, cellular component: membrane. Gene Ontology annotation, biological process: lipid modification.
AUGGCCGACGCGCCCAGAGCUCCGCAUCGCACCACCGGCUCCACCUUGCUGCACCCGCUGAGCGGGCUGCUGGGCAUCCCGCUGGACCAGAUCAAUUUUGUAGCCUGUCAACUGUUUGCUCUUUUGGCUGCAUUUUGGUUUCGUAUUUACUUGGGUCCCAGUCAUGCCAGCUCUGCUGUUCGCCAUGCAUUUGCCACCCUCUUUGGAAUAUACUUUGCUGUCUUCUGCUUUGGGUGGUAUUCCGUUCAUCUUUUUGUAUUGGUGGUGAUGAACUAUGGCAUUAUGAAUAUGGCGAGUAUUCCCAACAUCCACAGGUACUCCUUUUUCGUAGCUAUGGGAUACCUCAUGUUGUGCCACAUAAGCCGAAUAUACAUAUUUCAUUAUGGUAUUCUCACUACAGAUUUUUCCGGAGGAUUAUGCUGUCCGCUGAUGAUAAUUACACAGAAGAUCACAACACUUGCUUGCCAGUUACAUGAUGGAAUAGGGCGGCAAGCUGAGGAACUCUCUGCUGAGCAAAAUCGCCUUGCUGUAAAGACAAGACCUUCUUUACUGGAGUAUUUAAGCUAUCUCCUCAAUUUUAUGAGCAUAAUAGCUGGGCCUUGCAGCAAUUACAAGGAUUAUAUAGCCUUCAUUGAAGGGAGACAUGUGCAUAUGAAACUGUUAGAAGUGAACUGGAAGCAGAAGGGUUAUGACAGACUUCCUGAUCCUUCCCCAACUGGAGCAGUGAUGUACAAGCUGUGUAUCACGCUAGUAUCUCUCAUUUUAUUCUUGACACUUACCAAGAACUUUCCUAUGGCAUAUAUUAUUGAUAAUGAAUUUCUUGAUAAAACACCUUUCUUGUCAAGACUCGGUUACCUAUAUGUUGUAACACAGGCAGCAAAACCGAAGUAUUACUUUGCAUGGACAUUAGCAGAUGCAGUCAACAAUGCCGCUGGUUAUGGAUUCAGUGGAGUUGAUGAGAGGGGUACUUUCCGCUGGGACCUGUUGUCAAAUUUAAAUAUCUGGAAUAUUGAGACUGCAACAAGUUUUAAAAUGUACAUUGAAAACUGGAAUAUUCAGACAGCUGCCUGGCUAAAAUGUGUUUGCUAUGACAGAGCUCCCUGGUACCCAACAGCUUUAACAUUUGUCCUGUCAGCCUUGUGGCAUGGUAUCUAUCCUGGAUAUUAUUUUACAUUUCUCACUGGAAUCCUUAUCACACUUGCAGCCAGAGCAAUAAGGAACAAUUGCAGACAUUACUUCCUCUCAUCAGUGCCUCUCAAGAUAGCCUACGACACUGUUACUUGGGUUGUCACUCAACUGGCUGUGUGCUAUACUGUUGCACCGUUUGUUAUGCUGGCUGUUGAGCCCACCAUUAAGUUUUACAAGUCUAUGUAUUUUCACAUGCACAUUCUAAGCAUCCUGGUGUUGCUUGUGCUACCAGUCAGACCUCAAGCCCACUCCAUAAGAAAGCAUCAGAAUCAGGCCAUGCAGAACUCUGUUGAAAGCAAAGACAAAUGAUACCUCCAUAAAAAAAUGGCAAACUUUGAGAAAUUGAAUUACCAUGUUGGAAACAACGAAGAAGAAAAAGGAGUGGGAUGAG